CCUCCUGGGUUGUGGUGGAGCCGGAGCUGCUGCGGGACGGGACGGCGGCCGCCGCAGAUCUGAAGAAGGACCUAAAGGAGCCCUUCCUGCCCAAGAAUGGAAAACAGUACGACGACCAUCUCUCGGGAGGAGCUUGAAGAACUACAAGAGGCAUUCAAUAAGAUCGAUAUCGACAACAGCGGCUACGUGAGCGACUAUGAGCUGCAGGACCUGUUUAAGGAAGCCAGCGUGCCUCUUCCUGGCUACAAGGUGCGGGAGAUCGUGGAGAAGAUUCUAGCGGUCGCGGACAACAACAAAGAUGGCAAAAUCAGCUUCGAAGAAUUCGUGUCGCUAAUGCAAGAAUUGAAAAGCAGAGAUAUCAGCAAAACGUUCCGGAAAAUAAUUAACAAGAGGGAAGGCAUCACGGCGAUCGGAGGCACUUCCUCCAUUUCCAGCGAGGGCACCCAGCAUUCCUACUCAGAGGAGGAAAAAGUGGCUUUUGUGAACUGGAUCAACAAAGCCCUGGAGAAUGACCCUGACUGUCGGCAUCUCCUGCCCAUGAACCCGGCUGACAAUAGCCUUUUCAAGUCGCUAGCGGACGGAAUCCUUCUCUGCAAAAUGAUCAACCUGUCCGAACCGGAUACUAUUGACGAAAGAGCCAUCAACAAGAGAAAGCUGACCCCGUUCACUGUGUCGGAAAAUCUGAACCUGGCGCUGAACUCCGCCUCUGCCAUCGGCUGCACCGUGGUCAACAUUGGCGCCCAGGAUCUGAAGGAAGGAAAGCCUCACUUGGUGCUGGGCCUGCUCUGGCAGAUCAUUAAAGUGGGGCUGUUCGCGGACAUCGAGCUCUCCCGGAAUGAAGCUCUGAUCGCGCUGCUCAGCGAGGGCGAGGAGCUGGAGGAGCUGAUGAGGCUGUCCCCCGAGGAGCUGCUGCUGCGGUGGGUCAACUACCACCUCACCAACGCCGGCUGGCGCCCCAUCAGCAACUUCAGCCAGGACAUCAAGGAUUCAAGAGCCUACUUUCAUCUGCUUAAUCAAAUUGCCCCUAAAGGUGAUCGAGACGGCCCGGCCAUUGACAUCGACCUUUCAGGGUUUAAUGAGAAGAACGACUUGAAGCGCGCUGGCCUCAUGCUUCAGGAAGCCGAUAAACUAGGCUGCAGGCAGUUCGUCUCUCCGGCUGAUGUGGUUUCGGGCAACCCUAAGCUUAACUUAGCUUUUGUAGCCAAUCUUUUUAACACCUACCCCUGCCUGCACAAGCCUGACAAUAAUGACAUCGACAUAAACUUACUGGAAGGAGAGAGCAAGGAAGAGAGGACCUUCCGGAACUGGAUGAAUUCCCUGGGGGUCAACCCGUACAUUAACCAUUUGUACAGUGACCUGGCCGAUGCGUUAGUGAUCUUCCAGCUCUACGAAAUGAUCCGAGUGCCUGUAAACUGGAACCAGGUCAACAAGCCUCCCUACCCAGCCCUUGGAGGGAACAUGAAAAAGAUUGAAAAUUGUAACUAUGCCGUGGCGCUUGGGAAAAACGAAGCCAAAUUCUCCUUGGUGGGCAUUGCCGGGCAAGACCUCAACGAAGGCAACUCGACCUUGACACUGGCAUUGGUGUGGCAGCUGAUGAGAAGGUACACACUGAAGGUGUUAUCUGAUCUUGGAGAUGGGGAAAAAGUGAAUGACGACAUUAUCAUUAAGUGGGUCAAUCAGACGCUUAAAAAUGCAAACAAAAACACUUCUAUUUCCAGCUUUAAGGAUAAAUCAAUUAGCACAAGUUUACCUGUCCUAGACUUGAUAGAUGCCAUUGCACCGAACGCUGUUCGUCAAGAAAUGGUCAAGAGAGAAAACCUUUCUGAUGAGGACAAACUGAACAAUGCUAAGUAUGCCGUCUCCGUCGCUCGAAAGAUCGGUGCUCGGAUCUAUGCCUUACCCGACGACCUUGUAGAAGUGAAACCGAAAAUGGUGAUGACCGUGUUUGCGUGCUUAAUGGGAAAAGGGCUGAACAGGAUAAAAUAACGCAACAUUUAAUGCGCUUUUCUGCCACACUAAAUACACGGAAUGCCUCACAGUUUACAGAAUUUUGAAAUGUAGCGUGUACAAAAUCAGAGUAUUUGUAUGCUGAAAAUAGAGUUCUAUGUUCAUGAAUGAAUUCAAUACCCUGUUCCUAUUAGUUAGAACCUGACAGCCUUUUUUUUGUUUGUUUUUGGAUAACACAAAUAAUUUACCUCUUGAUACUGAUACUAGAAUGGUUCAUUAUCAACUUGAUAUUUCAUGAUGAAAUUAUUUUUGUUUCCUAAAAGUUUUAUCAAAACCAGAUAAAUUCCCUCUUUUUUCAUGGCUUUAAAAGAUCAAAAAAGUUUUUUCAGGUCCUGUUGUGAAAUGUUUGGAUUUUUUUUUGAUGUGCUAUUUAAUUUUGAUCGUAAAUAUAGCCAGACUCCAAUUUAUUCAUUUUCUUCUUCUGAUUAUGUGAUGUAAAACUCUAUUCUGUAAAUUUCUAUAAUGUCUAAAAUCUGAAAGUGACAAGUAUUGCUCAUUAGCAUGAUUAUUUUUUUGUGCCUGUACUGGGACUUGAACUCAGGGCCUCAAGCUCUUGCUUGGCCUUUUCCCAUUCAAGGAUGGUGCCCAGUUGAGCCACACCGCCACUU
Molecule: messenger RNA, 2615 nt
Organism: Perognathus longimembris pacificus (Pacific pocket mouse)
Lineage: Eukaryota; Metazoa; Chordata; Mammalia; Rodentia; Heteromyidae
Gene: Pls1
Product: plastin 1
Exons: 16
Coding region: 97-1986 (629 amino acids)
Biological process (GO): actin filament bundle assembly; actin filament network formation
Cellular component (GO): actin filament bundle; cytoplasm; actin filament
Molecular function (GO): actin filament binding; calcium ion binding
Source: RefSeq, a predicted model, not a curated record